Molecule: messenger RNA, 1383 nt
Organism: Debaryomyces fabryi
Lineage: Eukaryota; Fungi; Ascomycota; Pichiomycetes; Serinales; Debaryomycetaceae
Exons: 1
Coding region: 1-1383 (460 amino acids)
Source: RefSeq, a predicted model, not a curated record
AUGAAUGGAUCAACAUCCUCUGACGCGGUUGAUCCAGGUUUAGGAGUCACCACUCCUUCUCCAGUCAAACAAUCAUUAAGGCUAAGUUCUAGCUCAUCAAGUAAAGAUGAUAAACAAAUAACACCAUCCAUUAAACGAUCCAAUUCUACUAGAUCCAAGGGGAUAAAUUUUAAUGUUGCUAUAUCUCCUUUGGCUAUAAAUCAAACACCUCCUUCCCUGAAAGGUAGCCAUAGGAAAACAGGAUCAUAUGAUGCAAAAAAUUUACAUUUACCCAAACUACCUGAAUCUUCGCCAAGUUCUAGCACUCCGGAUUCGCCGAUUCCAUCAGCUUCAGAAGAAUUAAAAUAUGACCUUCCAUUGCCACUGAUGGAGCAACUCAUGGGAAUGGAUAUAGACGACCAAUUAAGAUUGCUUGCGCUAAAAGAAAUGAGCAUAGUAGAAAUAAAAGAUAGUAUAGGAAACCUAAAUUCUAAAUUGCAGAGAAACGAAAAGGAGUUGCAUAGUUUACGAGAAGUCAUACAGAAGUCAUUAUACAAAGAAUUGAAUUCGUCAACCUCAAAGCUGAAAAACGAAGCACAAUCAAAUACAAAUGUCACAAGACCACAAAGACAGAAUAGUAACCCUCGAGAAGAGGCAAUUGCAAGCACCAAAAAUAGAACUAGAAGGAGAACUUUAUCAUCGUCUUCUGGUGGUGCUGCCCCUGUAUUACUGUCUCAGCAAUCAACGCAAAAUCCUGAUAAGCAAGAUAGAAGAAACUCUACAUUAUGGAGCAAUUUAUCGAAACCGUUGAAUUUAAUACAGCAGUUUGAUUCAAUGCUACAACAUGAAUUUGAAAAAUCUAUGAUUCCUCAGCAAAACCGUGAGAUUCCAAGUAGAACUACACAUUCACAUAAAUCAAGACAUUCAGAGGAUUCAAUAUCCAGUUUGGGAUCGAUCUCCUCGCCUCUAAAUUCAAAAUCUAAAUCUAUUAGUGAAAAACCAUCGAAUGAUGAGUUAGACCAAUAUUUUGCUCAGCAAUCAGGUAUAUCAAAAUCUAAAACCGAUGGUGUUAUUCCUAAGGGAAAUCAUAUGAAUUCAGACGAUAUGCUCCAAGCAGUUUCAUCUUCAAUUUGGUCAUUUGUUAACGAUGUGAAAACAAAUGUACUUUCAUCAUUAGGAGAUGAAGAGGCACCUGAAUCUGGAGGCCAUGUAACUAAGGGACCAUUGGAUUUCACGAACUCGGACAACCAAAAAGACAUCAACGAUCUCACACUCUAUAAUUUGGAUAUCGGAUCUACAGUAAGCUUUGAAAAAAAUGAAGACUCUGAUCUAGAAAAUACAUUUGUCCAUAAUACGAUGAGUGUCGACGGUACUAUCGUAGACGAUAAAAGCAAAAAUGACUAA